Messenger RNA from Monodelphis domestica (gray short-tailed opossum), 2703 nucleotides. Its product is annotated as intercellular adhesion molecule 1. The record is from RefSeq and is a predicted model, not a curated record. NCBI's taxonomy places the organism in Eukaryota, Metazoa, Chordata, Mammalia, Didelphimorphia, Didelphidae. Gene Ontology annotation, molecular function: integrin binding. Gene Ontology annotation, cellular component: plasma membrane. Gene Ontology annotation, biological process: cell-cell adhesion.
GUCCAGCCCCUAAUUACCACGGGGAAAUUAUAAAAGGAACCCCCGCACUCAGGCUUCGCAUUCAGCUGUCUCGGCUGACAGGCUCGUCUGCCAACAUGAGAGUCUCCAGGCACCUUCCCGCCCUGGCUCUGCUCUGGUUAUUCCCUCUACUCUUACCCUCAGGAGCCCAGGAGAACGGAAGCGAUCUGCAGGUCUGGGUGCAUCCCCCAAAUCCCGUGAUCCUCUCGGGGGAUUCAGUAGUCCUGAACUGUAGCACCAACUGUCCUACUGAAGCAAAAAUCGGCCUGGAGACCAGGCUGCCCAAGAUCGUGGAGGACCAAGGGAAGAACUGGAGGGCCUUCAGGCUGAGAAAUGUGACCAGGGAUGAUAGUCCCUGGUGCUUUGUCAACUGCCCCACGAAGAAUCAGAGCAGCACCAGAACCCAUAUCUUGGUGUAUGAGCCACCAAAAAAAGUGACGCUGAAUCUAGAGCCUUCUCAGGAGCAGUCCUGGAUCCCUGUGGGCCAGAACUUCUCUGUAAGCUGCCAAGUGGCAGGUGGGAGACCUCGGGAGAACUUGAAGAUGGUGCUGCUUCGGGGAGAUCAGGAGAUAAGCAGUCAGCUUGUUCCAAAGAACACUCUUGACACGGCUACUGUGAUGUUCUACCCCAUAGCCAGUAGGGAGGACAAUGAAGCCAACUUCUCCUGCCGUGCUUCUCUGGAUCUCCGGGCAAAGGGGCUUACCCUUUAUCAGAACAGCUCCAUCCCCCGGAAGCUUUCCACUUUUGCCCUGGCAUCAGAGCCCCCAGUGCUUGUAGCACCCAAGCUCCUGGAGGCUGGGUCCAAGGAGCAGGUGAGCUGUGAGAUGGACAAGCUGUUCCCAGUGGAGAAAGCCCACAUACAACUGACGUGGGGAGGGCAGGUCCUGACUCAAGUCAACGUUAUCCAACAUGCAGACAUGCUAAGGGCCACAGCCACAAUUAUGACGUCACAGGAAGUGGAGGCUGAUGAAGAAUUGACCUGCAGUGUGAACCUGGGUGGCGAGACCAGGAAGAAAUCAGAAAACGUGAUCGUCUAUACCUUUCCACAGCCCAGCCUUGUGGCCAGUGGACCCGUCCAGGAGGGGAAUCGUGUGAACCUGACAUGUGAGGCCAGACCAAGAGCCAGGGUGCAGAUUAAUGGUGCUCCCCCUGAUGAACCAAACAGGAUUUCCCUGAUAGUCGGGGAGAAGGACAACGGACGCUUGUUCAUCUGCCAAGCCUUCCUGAAAUUGAGGGAAGAGACACUGCAAAAAAACAGGAGCCUGGAACUAAAUGUCCAGUUCCCCCCAAAGCUGGAUGAGGAAUGCCCAGGACACUGGAAUUGGCAGGAGGGGACUGAACAGACUCUACGGUGUGUCGCAAGAGGAAAUCCAGCCCCCACUGUGCGGUGUGUCCCAGAAAGUCAACAGAAUGGGAUGCCACUUGGGCUACUCCAUCGAGUCACCCGGGACCACAAUGGCACUUAUCACUGCACUGCUGAGAAUUCUAUAGGAAAAGCCGUCAAAGUCGUGACGGUGAAAGUGGAGUUCCAGGAUGUGAACUGGACACCAAUUAUCAUCAUCGUCCUGGUCAUGGUCUUGGUGGGGAGUAUUUUAGCCAUCUUCGGAUAUUUCUAUUAUCGGCAGCAGCGGAUUAGAAGCUAUGAACUGAGGAAAGCAGAAGAGGAAAGGAGCAUGAAGCUGAUGAACGCAGAGGGUCUAGCCUCUGCCUGAGGCUAGAGUUGGCUCCGGCCUUCCCGGUGCAAGCACUUUUUGGGGGGAGUCAGAGGCCUGGUUAACCCGGAGGACAAGAAAUUCCUUGUCGAAGAAAGGAGGUUGUGUCCAAAAGCCUAAAGCCAGGGCUGGGAAACUGCUGGACACUCUGCCUGCGUCUCAGGGCAACACGUGAGGUCCUGCUUGAUCUCUGGGCCCAAAGAGCUAGCUUGAAGCCCUUUUGGAGCCACACGCUAGGCUGAACUGGACAUGCCUAGGAAGGGGACUCGGGGAACCCUGGCAUGGGAGUUGUGGGGUGAAGACAAUGUGACUGACUACUGAGCUCCUGUAUCUGAGAACGGGUCUAGGGUUGUAUCCAGUGACACUGAUAUGGGAUCAUGAGAUGGCUCAUAAGGAAACCCAGAAGAGGAAACACUAGCCAAGGACUGCUUCAGCACUUUGGAGCUGGAGAGGGAGGGGAGAGGUUGGAAUAAGAUAAAGGGUCACCCCUCACUUAUUGUCUUCCCAUGGAAGAGUCCCUGCUUCUGCCAACAAAGCUUGAUCAGUGUCUCUGAUUCAGUUUUGGGGGCAACCAAUAGUUUAUCUCAAGUCACUAUACUUCUGGGCCCCAGGCCCUUUCCACCUUAGAUGGGGUGGGAACCAAAAGCAAGGGUAGGGGAAGGGAUUGAUUAUAAAACAAGACGAACACAUACAAGCACAGGCCCUGAAACACACAUUCUCUCUCUCUCUCUCUCUCUCUCUCUGUUUCUCUCUCUCUUCCUCCCCCCCCCCUUUCUCUGUCUCUCUCCCCUGGACAGAGACAGAAACUGCCUGAAGACUUUCAAUGAGGGGAAAUCCCACUGUAUGCCAAGGCACCCAAUUAUUCCACUAUGAAACUGCUCUGCUUAGGCAGUUCUUCCUCUUGUUGAGCCCAAAUUUGCCUAAUCAGAUGUUACUCUUUAAUUAAUUAAAAAUUGCUCUUAUUUCAUUCCCA